CGCUUUCUGCGGUUGCUUCAUUUUGUUGGAGGAAAAAGUUUUUGUUAAAAGUAACAUUAGAGUGCAAAUUCAGUUUAAACAUUCACUUCGUUUGAUCAAGUACACAAUCUAUAGAAGAGCCCGCCAUGACUGCCAAUUCAGCCGAUAGUGUUUUCGUUGCCCGUUCAGAGGGUAUUUCUGCCGAAGGUGUCCGUGAUCAGUAUGCUGAUGGUAAAGCCGCCAAAGUUUGGGAAAUUUUCAUUGGUGACAAAAAUUCCCGUACCGAUAAUUACAAACAGUUUUUGAUCAAUUUAUUGAAGUCUAAGAAUUGUAAACGUAUUUUGGAUGUAGCCUGUGGUACUGGUGUUGACUCCAUUAUGCUAUUGGAGGAAGGCUUUGAAGUUGUUUCGGUAGAUGCCUCUGACAAAAUGUUGAAAUAUGCUUUGAAGGAACGCUGGAACCGUCGUAAGGAAGCCGCCUUCGAUAAGUGGAUUAUUGAAGAAGCCAAUUGGUUGACUCUCUAUGACGAAAUCAAGGAUAUUGUUCAGACUGGCUUCGAUGCUGUCGUUUGCUUGGGCAACUCAUUCGCCCAUUUAAUGGACUCAUCUCCCCAGCAAGUGUUGCAUAAACAAGCCAUUAAAAACUUUGAAAAGUGCUUGAAACCCGGUGGUAUGCUUUUGAUUGAUCACCGUAAUUAUGAUAACAUUUUGGAAACCGGUUCAACCCCCGCUAAGAGUAUUUAUUAUAAUACAAGCCAUACCGCUGAUAUUAAGACUUCCGUAUUAUUCUAUUGCGGCAAACCAGCUAUGGUUACCAUGGACUAUUUGAUUGCUGCCAACAAUUUGAGCAGUGAAUUCCGUUUGUCCUACUAUCCUCAUGAAUUGAAAAAAUUCACUGAAAUCCUUAAGGAAAUUUUUGGUGCCCAUGCGGAACAUCAAUUGUUUGGGGAUUUCAAAGAUCUUAGUGUUGUUAAAAAUCCCGCCUUUUAUAUUCAUUUAAUUGAAAAGAAUUUAAAUUAGAUUUAGUUUAUAGUUUAUUUAAGUAAUCUCAAAGUCAAAAUAAGUAGAUAAAUAUGUUAAAUUAAAUAAAUUGUUGUUAUUUUAAAUAUGUA
Molecule: messenger RNA, 1090 nt
Organism: Lucilia sericata (common green bottle fly)
Lineage: Eukaryota; Metazoa; Arthropoda; Insecta; Diptera; Calliphoridae
Product: glycine N-methyltransferase
Exons: 5
Coding region: 126-998 (290 amino acids)
Biological process (GO): S-adenosylmethionine metabolic process; protein homotetramerization; regulation of gluconeogenesis
Cellular component (GO): cytosol
Molecular function (GO): S-adenosyl-L-methionine binding; identical protein binding; glycine binding
Source: RefSeq, a predicted model, not a curated record